Microcebus murinus (gray mouse lemur) is the source of this 1726-nucleotide messenger RNA. The record is from RefSeq and is a predicted model, not a curated record. Lineage: Eukaryota; Metazoa; Chordata; Mammalia; Primates; Cheirogaleidae.
AAUUUUUUCCGCCGCGUCCAGGAUUUUUAGAAGUGGAGGUGGGAGGGAGCAAUGAUGCAGAAAUCACCAAAAAAUUGGGGCGGGGAAAGGGAGCUACAGUGUGGAAGGAGAGCCAGUUACAAAAGUUGCAGCAGAAAGUUUGGGAGGCUGGGCGGGUUCUCUAGACCCAGGAAAGGAGCCAGAGCCAAGGCUGCAGGACUUUUUCGAACUUCUGUGAUUCGCGGCGGGGGAUGCUGGACAAAAAUAUGGAACUGAUUUCCUCAGCAGUGAUUGCAAUCCUAGGUUGUGUUGCUCUGUUUUUGUUCCUUCAGUGGAAGAAUUUUCGUAGACCUCCGUGCAUCCGAGGCUGGAUUCCGUGGGUUGGAGCUGGAUUGGAGUUUGGAAAAGCCCCUCUAGAAUUUAUAGAGAAUGCAAGAAUCAAGUAUGGACCAAUAUUUACAGUCUUUGCUAUGGGAAACAGGAUGACCUUUGUCACUGAAGAAGAGGGAAUUAAUGUAUUUCUAAAAUCCAAAAAUGUAAAUUUCGAACUAGCAGUGGAAAAUACCGUCCAUCGUACAGCAUCAAUUCCAAAGAAUAUCUUUUUAACACUGCAUGAAAAACUCAAUGUUAUAAUGAAAGGGAAAAUGGGAACUGUCAAUCUCUAUCAAUUCCCUGGGCAAAUGACUGAAGAAUUACAUGAACAGCUGGAGAAUUUAGGCACUCAUGGGACAAUGGACCUGAACAACUUAGUAAGGCAUCUCCUUUAUCCAGUCACAGUGAAUGUGCUAUUUAAUAAAGGUUUGUUUCCUACAAACGAGAGGAAAAUCAAAGAGUUCUAUCAGCAUUUUCAAACUUAUGAUGAAGGUUUUGAGUAUGGGUCCCAGAUGCCAGAAUACCUCCUAAGAAACUGGUCAAAGUCUAAAAAAUGGUUCCUAGCCCUGUUUGAAAAAAAUAUUCCAGAUAUAAAAACAUACAAAUCUGCAAAAGGUAAUUCCAUGACAUUAUUUCAGGCUGUGAUGGAUAUUAUAGAGAAGAUAACAAAUGAACAAAACUGUCCCAAUUAUGGGCUCUUAAUGCUUUGGGCUUCUCUGUCUAAUGCUGUUCCUGUUGCAUUUUGGACACUUGCAUUUAUCCUUUCUCAUUCCAACAUCCACAAGGCCAUUAUGGAAGACAUAUCGUCUGUGUUUGGCACAGCAGGCAAAGAUAGGAUUAAAGUAUCUGAAGAUGAACUGGAGAAACUCCUUCUAAUCAAAUGGUGUAUUUUGGAAACCAUUCGUUUAAGAGCCCCUGGUGUCAUUUCUAGAAAAGUGAUGAAGCCAGUUAAAAUUUUGAAUUACAUCAUUCCUUCUGGUGACUUGUUGAUGUUGUCUCCAUUUUGGCUACAUAGAAACCCAAAGUAUUUUCCUGAACCUGAACUGUUCAAACCUGAACGUUGGAAAAAGGCAAAUUUAAAGAAGCACGCUUUCUUGGACUGCUUCAUGGCAUUUGGAAAUGGGAAGUCCCAGUGUCCUGGAAGGGAAAUCCAGGAAAGGGCAUUUUGUCUGGUCAGCCCGUGGUGUUGUGCAGUGUCUUUGUGGGGAUGUCCAAAGUGGCUUCUGAUAGGAGACCUCAUGAAAAGAAAAUAUUGUACUUGCAGAUGCCAGAUAAAAACCAGGUUUAUGGCUCAAAUGCUCAGCUUUUAUGCAAGAAUAAUUGGAAGUGGUUUGAAUGCCAACGUUCUUUUAAAAACAAAGAUAAAAUAACAUUC